Messenger RNA from Ichthyophthirius multifiliis, 1017 nucleotides. RefSeq lists its product as hypothetical. Lineage: Eukaryota; Ciliophora; Oligohymenophorea; Hymenostomatida. The transcript has a single exon. The record is from RefSeq and is a predicted model, not a curated record.
AUGCAUUUAACAGGUAAAACAACUAUAAAUUAAAUUGAAUACGAAACUGUAUGCGAUUGCGCAGAAGUAAACAAUUCUUAAAUAUUAGAUCCAGAUUCAGAAUCAUGUAAUCCGAAUAAAUUAAAAUUAUAAAUCGAUAAAUAAGUCGAAGGAGGUUUAUAAUAGGAAGAAAUUCGUGACAUAAUAGGAGAUUUGCACGCAUUGAAAUUCGUGAACCCAAAAGAGUAUCAUUUUAUGUCUUUAGAUGGUAGAAAUACUGACCCUUGCUUAUCCACUUUAGGAGGGGAUGCUGGCGAGUUCAUUUUAGCAUUAUUUAUAUAUGAGGGGAUGUUAUCAAAACGAUAACUAGACUAAGAAUCGGUUGAUACUUUUUUAAAAAGCUACUUAUAAUAUAUCAAAUAGGAAAAAUUUUAUUUUGCUACUGACGAUGAUGCGAUUUUCCAUUUAGAAAGGGAAACCGGAAUAACAUUAAAUAUAGAAACUUUAAGAAACCCAAAUGAAAAUGACAAACCGGAAUUAUUAAAAGCAUUAAUAAAAGCAGAGAACUAAGGGGACAGACAUAUUAAAAACUUGCUAAAAAAUUCUGAUUUAUAUAGUAUAAGGCCUGAAAUAAUUCAAAUGUUCAUAAAAGCAUUUUUCGGAAUACUUUGGAAUAAAUAAAAUCCAUUAAAAAGUAAACUUUUUUUAGAUUCUUUAAUCGGAUAACCAUAAGAAUAAGCUUUUUUGGAAAUAAAAUCAAAUGAAAUUUGCAUCGAUAAACAUUUAUCACCUCUUAUUUUACCAAGAAAAAAAAUAAAUAAUGAAUGGAAAAUGGCUUUUGUAAAUCAUUUUGAUGCAGCAGAAUAAAAAAGAAAAUAAUUAGCAAGCUUUUUUGCAGAUGAAAUAAACCAUCAUUAAGAACCUAUUAAUGCAGAAAUUAUGUAUAAUAGACUUAGAAAACAUGGACUUAGUUUUUUAGAAGUAAGUGGUAGUAGAUUGGCUAAGUCUUUACCAUUUUAUACUCUAGAUAUGGUAUGA